AGGUGGGCCUUGCACUGCAGCGAGUGGUGCCUACCGUGUGCGACGACAACUCGGUGCAGAUGCGAUGUGGCAUCCACAGCGGCAACGUCAUCGCCGGGGUGGUGGGUAAGAAAGGACCUCGGUACCACCUCUUCGGGCCGAGCGUGGAGUUUGCCAACUUGAUGGAGAGUACUGGGAUCCCCACAAGGGUGCAGAUUAGCAGCGCCACAAAGGCGUGGCUGGACUGUGGAGGACACGACUACGACUUCGAGGAACGGCUCGUUGAGAUCAGUGGCGAAGAGCACAAGACUUUCCUGGUGAACAGGAGCAAGUCGCGGGCAGCUCGGCAGAUUCGCACCGCCCUGGCGAUGCACCGCCAUGAUCAGGCGACGGUGACUGGGGACAAGCACCCCAGACCGGCGAAGUCGGGGUCCAUGCUUUGAGCUUCCGACGGACAGUCCACAGGUUAUUUGGCGCACGGCUUCUCAUGCAGAGUUCAAAAGCCGAGGAUGUGCCCGUACGCCCCAUUUUGCAAUAUCCGGCUCGCAUCUGGCCUGUCAGGCUAAGCCUGUGAGGUCUUGCUACGCGCAGGGCUGCGGCUGGCCGAGUGCAACAACAGCUAGCGUGAC
Molecule: messenger RNA, 608 nt
Organism: Effrenium voratum
Lineage: Eukaryota; Dinophyceae; Suessiales; Symbiodiniaceae
Source: the annotation of a GenBank genome assembly